AUGCCCAAGAUAAAGCAAGGGAAACGCAAUAAUGCUGCGCAGGCGAGCAGUCCGUAUGCGCAAGCCGUGGCCAAAACGAAGGCAGCCCACAAUAUAUUUCGCAUGAACACAGACAUAGGCCAACACGUCCUGAAAAACCCUGGAGUCGCUCAGGCCAUCGUGGACAAGGCAGAUCUAAAACAGAGUGAUACGGUAUUAGAAGUUGGCCCUGGUUCGGGUAACUUGACAGUCAAAAUCCUAGAGAAGGCCAAAAAGGUCAUCGCCGUGGAAUUAGAUCCUAGAAUGGCUGCCGAGCUUACCAAGCGUGUGCAAGGAAAACCGGAGCAAAAGAGACUUGAAGUCUUGCUGGGGGAUGUGAUGAAGACGGAGGUCCCCUACUUCGAUGUCUGUAUAAGCAAUACUCCAUAUCAGAUCUCAUCCCCGUUGACGUUUAAGCUACUUGCUACGACUCCAGCCCCCAGAGUAUGUAUUCUCAUGUUCCAGCGUGAAUUUGCCAUGCGACUCUUCGCGAAGCCUGGGGACAAGCUGUACAGCCGUCUAUCGGUGAAUGCUCAAAUGUGGGCAAAAAUUGAUCACAUAAUGAAAGUGGGCAAAAACAACUUCAAACCGCCACCCGCUGUUGAGUCUAGUGUGGUUCGCAUUGUCCCCAAAGUACCGCGACCGGAUAUUAGCUACGAAGAAUGGGAUGGCCUUCUCAGAAUUGCUUUUGUUAGGAAGAACAAGACGUUGAGAUCGAGUUUCCUCGGAACUAGCAGCGUUGUGAGUAUGUUAGAAGCUAACUACUGCACAUGGUGUGCCCAAAACAAUAUCCCGAUUGAUGCAGACCUCCAAGACGACGAUCAGCAGAUGAUAACCGAAGAGGAUAACCAAGUGGAGGAGGAUGUUGAUGAAAUGAUGGAGGUUGAUGACGAGGAUGAUGUUCCUGAUUUCUUUAAAACCGAAAAAGAGCAGACGGCACCUAAAGUCGUUUCCACAAAACGUGGAAAGGUAACAUCUCUCGUUCGAGAAAAAAUCAGACAAAUCCUUGAAGAUGAUACUGGGCUUGCGGAUAAGCGUGCCAGAAUGUGUGACGAAGGCGAAUUUCUAAAGCUUUUGUGGGCAUUCAACCAGAAGGGCAUUCACUUUAGCUAG
Molecule: messenger RNA, 1131 nt
Organism: Microsporum canis CBS 113480
Lineage: Eukaryota; Fungi; Ascomycota; Eurotiomycetes; Onygenales; Arthrodermataceae
Product: dimethyladenosine transferase dimethyltransferase
Exons: 3
Coding region: 1-1131 (376 amino acids)
Biological process (GO): rRNA methylation
Cellular component (GO): mitochondrial matrix
Molecular function (GO): rRNA (adenine-N6,N6-)-dimethyltransferase activity
Source: RefSeq, a predicted model, not a curated record